This is a messenger RNA of Vigna unguiculata (cowpea), 967 nucleotides long. RefSeq lists its product as uncharacterized. The record is from RefSeq and is a predicted model, not a curated record. Lineage: Eukaryota; Viridiplantae; Streptophyta; Magnoliopsida; Fabales; Fabaceae.
CACACACAAAAAUAAAUACAAAGACAUCUUCAUUUGUUCCUCUUUUCCUCUUUCUCUUGUUUUAGCAGUGGUAGAAUGGCAAGAGGGAAUCCUGCACCUGAAUUCAAUCCCAUCCAUGAAAUUCAGUUUGAGGAAGUGUUGGGUCGUGCCGAUGGAUAUCCUAAUCCCAUUGGACAAUUUCAUGUCCAAACUCAAUCUCAGAAUGCUCCACCCACUGAGGAGCAAGGGUUACCCAACUUUCCUCCUAAUUAUUCUUAUGAAAUAGGAGAGUCAUCAUCAUCCAGGAAUGCUGCUAGGGUUGAGUCUCCCAUAGAUCUCAACACUCAACAGUCUCUGCAACAAGGAAUAUCUCAUCUGCAUCUUGAUUCCUACGAAAUCGGAGAGUCUUCCUCAGCAAGGAAUGUUAGGAUGAGAAUGAACAUUGAAGAGUCUCUCAUGGAAUCAGUUUAUCCAACUACUCCGGUCACUGCAAACCCUUCUCCACCACCACCACCAGUCACUGCAACCUCUCCCCCGUCACAGAUUUUCAGAAACUCAGCUUAUGACCCAUCCUUUGAGAUGCGUGGAUUACCUUUGGAUCCCCAUCUGAGAUUGUUUUUCUUUAACAAUCAUCCUGACCAACCUGUAGUGUGCAACAACAUGAACACACUUUAUGAUCCAUCAUUUGAAGAGCGUGGAUUACCUUUAGAUCCACACUUGAGGUGUUUUGCCUUGGAAUUGGCCAAAAAAAAUGCUGAGAAUGGUGAUAAGACAGAUUUGAAGUGAUGGGAAGCAAUGAAUUCACAUGGCAAGGAGCAUGGAUUCAUAUUUGUGCUUUUUAGUCAUGAAAACUUAGACAAUAUUAUCGUAUUUUUAAGAUUUCAAUAAGCCUUUCAGACAUCGUACUCAUAAGGGCAUUUGGAUAUUUUCUAUUGUGUUUAAGUUUCUGGAUUGGUUUUAUAUGGUUUGUUUUGCUUUGAUGGUUGAA